UCUAUUCUUGCUCCUGCAUCUCUCUCCUCCUCUAUAGUCUCAAACUACACCGCUGGGAGUUCUCAUAGCUCCUGCUUGUGCAGCACUGAGUGGGCUCUCUACAGUGAUUGUGGGUUGCCGCUGUUCACAUCUCUCUGUAUUGCUGCUAACUUCAGUCUAAAGCAAAGAUCUACUAACCCGGCAACAUCGGUGCUUUGAAGAACAACGUCAACGUUUGAUUCUGCUUUUCAAGAACGAAUGCAUUAAGAUGGAAAAAACUUAAGCCGGGUUUUUCAAGAAGAAUAAAUUAUUUGUAAUAUGGAGAUGUUUGCUCGUGCGUGUGCAAUAAGCGAGCCCGGUGCUGUUGGUCAAUCCCAGUGAUGAGAAUUUGAUGGCUGGUAUCGUGAAUUGCAAAAUGGUUAUGGUUCUAUGAUUUAUUGGUGAGAAUUUGAAAGAGGCAGAGAGGAAGACACGUUUUUUAAACACUCAUGCAGCAUUCUGAGUUGAGGGGAUGGUUGUCCUGAUUUUUGGGAAGUGGAUUUCCUUGGGUUUGUGGAUUAUUUCGUUAGAAAUGAUGCUGGUUCCGUUUCUUUGGUUGUUGUCAAAGACUUUUGCGGCACCUUCACUUACUGCUGAGCAAAUUAACAUGGGGGUGGAUUGGUUGAGUAAAUUUGGCUACCUCCCACCCCCAGACCCGGUCACCGGACAGCUGCAGACUAAGGAGGCCCUGACCAAAGCCAUCAAGGCCAUGCAGAGGUUUGGAGGAGUGGAGGAGACAGGAGAACUAGACGAAGCCACUCUGGUGCUGAUGAAGACACCACGCUGCUCACUGCCUGACCUGAACGAGUCUGAGACAGCAAGGAGAAAACGCACCCUCACCACCCCCUCAAAAUGGAACAAGAGGCACCUUUCAUGGAGGGUGAGGACAUUUCCUAAGGAGUCCCACUUGGGCCAUGACACUAUCCGAGCGCUCAUGUACUACGCUUUGAAAGUCUGGAGUGACAUCACGCCGCUCAACUUCCACGAGGUCGCUGGCAGCGAAGCGGACAUCCAGAUCGACUUCUCCAGGGCGGACCACAACGACGGUUACCCCUUCGACGGGCCAGGGGGCACCGUGGCACAUGCCUUCUUCCCAGGGGACCACCACACUGCCGGGGAAACGCACUUUGAUGAUGACGAGUCCUGGACAUUUCGCUCUUCAGAUGCGCACGGUAUGGACUUGUUUGCCGUGGCGGUGCACGAGUUUGGCCAUGCCAUCGGACUAGCCCACACCUCGGCCAUCGAGUCCGUUAUGAGACCCUACUACCAGGGACCCGUCGGAGACCCCCUCAAAUACGACCUGCCUUAUGAGGACAAAGUCAGGGUCUGGCAGCUAUACGGUGUGAGAGACUCUGUGUCUCACACGGCCCGUCCUGACAUGACAAGGACUGCUGAGCCCCCUGUCCUACCAGACCUCCCUGAAAACAGAUCUACUGUCCCGCCGGCUCGGGACGCCCCAGAUAGAUGCAACACUGAUUUCGACGCUGUGGCUCAGAUACGAGGAGAGGCGUUCUUUUUUAAAGGCAAAUAUUUCUGGAGGCUGACCAGAGAGAAGCACCUGGUGUCUCUCAGGCCAGCGCAGAUCCUUCGCUUCUGGAGAGGCCUGCCGAUCAACCUGGACAGCGUGGACGCCGUCUAUGAAAGGCCGGUCGAUCACAAGAUUGUGUUUUUCAAAGGGGGAAAGUACUGGGUGUUUAAAGACAAUAACGUAGAAGAGGGAUACCCGCGUCCAAUCAGUGACUUCGGCCUACCGUUAGACGGGGUGGAUGCUGCCUUCGUCUGGACGCACAAUGACAAGACCUACUUCUUCAAGGACGGACUCUACUGGAGGUACGACGACCAUGAGCGGCGGAUGGAUACGGGGUACCCGAAAGACGUCGUGCUUUGGAAAGGAGUCCCAGCUCUCCUUGAUGAUGCCAUGCGAUGGUUAGAUGGAGCCUCCUAUUUCUUCAAGGGGAAGGAGUACUGGCGGGUGGAGGACAAUGAGAUCGAGGUGGAGGCUGGGUACCCACGCUCGAUCGGCAGGGACUGGCUGGUGUGCACUGAGAUGCAGUCGGACUCCCCAGCCACACACACUAACGAGACGCGGUCGAGGCAGGGGCAGAGGCAGCACCACGAGAGCCGCUCGGAGAACGGGUAUGAGGUGUGCUCCUGCACCUCAGCCUCCAAAAGCUCUGCCCCGGCACGGACCCUGCCCCUCCUGCUGGCUGUGCUAGAACUCUGCAUAUGGACCCUCACAGCGGCCCGGCCAGCGCCGGUAUGAUGGGCAGACAUGGACCAAAUGAAAUAGACACCAUGGACUAGAAAACAAAAAAAGCGUGCCAUUAAAAAGAAGAAACAGCCAGUGACAAUACACAGCUUGCACUGUUUUCAGUACAUCUCUACAUGAUUCUUUGUUGAUCUAUACCCUUUGAUUGAUUUUGAUCCCCUUACCAGUUAAUGAACAAGUGCAUUUGCUCAUUAUUAUAUAAAAAAAAAGCUUUUAUUCAUAAUGAAUGGAUCUGAGCUGCCUCAUUUAGUCACCAUACUAAAUGUGAGUAGUUUACAAAUUCAUUUUUUACACUAUAACAUAUUUAAGCAUGUAUAAAUAAUUUGCCAAAUAUCUCUUGUAUAAUUUCUGUUGUCUUAAUAUCUUAUUAAGCUGGCAAUAUGAAGUGUAUGAUUUAUGUCAUGAAUUUAUUUUAGCUAAACUCAGCAGCACCCUCCAUUCAUUAUCACUAGUAGGCUAAGUUGUGAUUAGCAUAAGAACAUAUUUGACAGCCCUUAAGUUAUAUUAUCAAUAAUAGGCAACUUGCUGUCUAUUACAAACAACUGGCAGUUCAUUAAAACCCAUGAUUUGUAUCGGUUGUUCUGCUGACACGUGAAAAGGACAUUUGUUGGUGUCUCGGUUGCACCCUGGACCUGUUUCUGACUUGACGCAGAGUACAGAUACGGUCUUAUUGCAGUACGAUAUUAAGAGUGCAAGAUCAUAAACAAUGCAAUAAACAUGUGACGCUUCACUUUGUGAAUGGCAAUUAAGGGCUGACAGAUGAACAGCUUCUGUAAGUAAGUAAAACACAUUCUUAUGUCUUGAGCUGUGUCAUGAACUCAUCCAAUUGUGAUGAAGCUUGGUGUGGUCAUUCUUUUCAGCAGAAUCUGGAUUCUGACUGCUGGAGGCAAUACAGAACCAUUCCCCAAAUGCUAUGUAUAGUAAACCUUGUAAAAAAAUACAGGCUAAAUGAAGUGGUUUUAGUAGCAGCACUUACAGUAUUGUAGAUUGAGGGACACCGAUCACUUCUUUUGCUGCUUGCUAUAUUGUUCAGAUUUUAGACUGCCAAUUUAGGCACGUUUACAGAUUUAUCAUUCCUAAUCUGAAUAGAUAGAUGAACGCAAUCAUCUACCAGUCAUUCAGUGCUGUCAGAUAAUGAUUCAGUGCUAUCUUGAAAUAACCAGUAUACCAUACAAGCAAAAGCAUAAAAGGGUUUAGUUGAUCAUCUCGAACCUGGUUGGAUGAAAAGUCGCCUACGCCUACCAGUACUGGGCAUACCGGCACUCCGACAGUGCACUAGAAGAACGGCAGUUUGAGAUCUGGUGAACAGAACUCUUCCAGCAGGUACAAUUAGUAUCUUGGCUUGGAUGCAGCUCACAGUAGCAGGCACAGCUCUGGGAAUUUGACUGUGACCGUUGGAGGAGAAUACAGACCUCAAUAAGCAACUUGGUUAUACUGGCUAACUUAUUAUGAGUUAGCCCAAUUUCACUAAGAAUCAGAGUUUUUAUUUUGGGUUGGGGAAGGUGUAUAUAUACUUGCUACAUUAUCCAUGGAGCACCAAGGCACCUGCUUACCACUGAAAAAAGAUGAUGUGAAGAAUGCUUGUCCAGGAAUGGGGGGGGGGGGUUAAUCAUUUGAUAGAUCAGUAGUCAGACAUCCCGAGGUUUCCUAGUUACCUUUAAAUCCAUCUUGAAAGAAGAGCAUUGUUAGUGCAAGGAGAGGGACACAAGACUUGUACUUAAUUACAUUUGUAGAUGAUUGUCUCCUAGCAAAGUGCAACAUCACAUGCUUUUAGAUUUGGACCUGCCUGCAGCAGACAGUGGACCUAUUCCAGAAAAGUGGAGCUCUCAGCUAUCUGCUCCACGUGGAAAAGUACCAAGUAAAAACCAAAAGAGGCUGGACCGGACCAGAUGAAUGUUAGGACCUGACACUGAAAGUCAAGCAGACUUCAAACAGCCUGGAAUUUACCAGACUCAAAAGAGCUUGUGCAGAAAUAGAUUAACAUUAUGAAGACACAAAGUGGGAUUGGCUGAAAGUUGACUGAUGACCUAAAUGGGCACUUCCCACAGGAAAAGCAUGCAACUAAAACCUAACAUACAAUAUUGGGAGGCUUUGAGCAGCACAAGUUUCAAAAGGGAAUGAAGGAUUACCUUGGUCCAUUCAGGUCAGACCCUGAUGGGUCAGGGUCCAUUUGAGUUGGUUAUUCUGCAGUCCAGAUGCCCUUUUAAUUAAGUUCAGGUCUGUUUGUACAGGUAAGUUUCCAACUGCCCUAGCACCAGUUUUCAAACAGGAGCAUGCCAACUCCCAUAAAGUAAUAAUGAAAUGGUCCUAAAUAAUACUAGACUGUCCCUUUCCUAUUGAAAAUUAAUUGCCAAAUACAAUAUCAACCAAAAUGACAGAGCCUAUGAAUCGACCCUCAAGCAUCGCUGCUGGUUCAUUGCUGUCACUCAAUACUGCAGUCAUACAAAAUCACUAAAACUAUAUUAUAUCUGAAGGUAUGGCAAUAUAAUUAGCAUUUACCGGGAUAUUGAACAGCAGGGUGAGGGUUCUAGGUCUCAAAACUGCUUUCUUUCUUUGCAAAGACAUGUGUUGCUGAUAUCAUUCUACUUAACAUGUUUCUCUGCAUGUAGGGGUUAAAACAUUUUGGUAACAGCCCAGCGGUAAAGGAUUAACAGUUGUUAAAAAGCAUUCUCAACUUAUGCUGUAAUAUUUUGUUUAAAUGAACCUAGCCAUUACCCUAGCCCUAACACUUAUCAAUGGGUGUUACUGCGAAACAGAGUUAAUUACAGGUUAUUAGUAAGAUAAUUCCUACAUUACAUGAACUGACAUUUUCAGUGAAGGGUGAGGUCCACACCUCUCAAGCAGAUACCCUCUUUUGUGGUGUAUUAACUCAGCAGUCUGCUUGUAUAAUGUAUGCAAAAUACCAUCUACUGGUCUUUAGUAGAGGACGCCUAGAGACAGGGACCUGCAGCCUUGUGAUUUCAGUACAGCCUUUAGCCUGGAUUUGCAUGGGUUUUUCAGAGGAACACAUUUUCUGAGCCAGGAGCAAUUGCAGGGCAAAGAGGCAGCAUGGAUCUUCAAAUUGUACUUUGCCUGCUAGUCCUUCCAUCCUAAUAGAGCUGCAGCAACAAAGUGAAAUACUGUACCUGGAAUAUAGAAAUUCAAGUAGCCUGACCUGGCCUUUUAACCCUUUCUCCCACUCUCUCACAUUCCCAUAAUAAGCUUAACUGUACCUUACUUUUGAAAAUAUUACAAGUGAGUGUAGUACAUCGAAUUCCCUUAACUAGAGCUUCAAUAUGUGUCUUCUAGGGAUUUUUCUCUUAUUAUUUAUAUGUAGAUUUGCCUCCAAAUGUACCACUACUAUAUAAUGUAUACUGCCUUAAAAAGGAGUGCAGACUACUAUUCUCAUAUACUAUGUAUAGGGCUUCUGUUUUUUCAAAGGAAAAAAGUGAGCUGUUAUGUUUUGAAUGCCCAGCAGGUGGCGUCGGUAUCAAUACAUGCAUGGUUAGUUCUUGGUGGAAAUAAGAAGCAAGUUAUUCAGUCAAGUGAAGCUUUAAAAGGUCCUGGGUUUAUCUCCAAGAUCAGCAGGGUGGUACAAUAUUAAACAACCUCUUCACACAAGUGAUUUGCCUGCUGGAUACUGGUAAUGUUUUCAAAGAGGUUAGACCCCACUUAAUGGGGCAACACAGCACCCCUACAUAUCUUGGGGGGGUUCAGUAAUACAUAGGUCUGAACUGUGCGUACGGUAACUACCUUAAGCUACUGUUCUAAUACUUAUUCAGACACCCUCAAUUUUCCAGUUCAGGACGGCCCUGCUGCUCUCCCUUUGCAAUGAAUAACUUUUUCUGGCAUUUGUUCUGAAGAGCAUCGCAUCGGGCCUAAUGUUUUCCUCAUUAAAGUCUGUUUCUUCGUAAGGGACCAGCCCCGCUGCCUGCCUCUGAGACUUCAAACUCACUGCCUUGGGGAGAUUUCAAACCCAGAAAAGAGCGGCCGCCCACUGAAGCUGCCUGGAUUCAGGUCACGUUCGUACUGUGCAGCUGUCACAGAACAAGGAUCUUCAUUCGCUUGGAGAUGGUGCUGGAUUUAGGACCAAGAGUCAAAGUCCAGCAAAUUAAAACAAUGCAUCAACUCGCUGAGCCUCAUUGCCACCAACUUGAUUAUUUCAAAAGCAAUGAAACAGAGACACUUCUGACAAUACCUUGACAACACUGCCAUGGCAUUUACCAUCCUGACUGCGAUGGAUUGAGUUAGCCUCGAUUCAGACACAUCCAGGGACUGAGCUUAUCCUUUUAAGGAUCACUCAGUCAACUGCUACCUGAAAAAGCUGAAAUAAAUGGAUAAAACCAGUCUGUUUAUUCAUAGUCACCUGUGAGGCAACAAAGGGUUUAUUUUUUUUACAAGUAUUAUUUUGCUAAAGAUGCAAAGACAAGAAGCUGUCUGCUUUUUUAGAGUCGUUCCAGUGUAACAUUUGUAUGUCCGCAACAGUGUACCUAAAUUUACCAAUGGGAGCAGAAGGGUUACAAUGGUAUGAGGCAUUGUAUGAACCAAAUACACACUAGUGAUCCAUUACAGUGCAAUGGCAGUGUAUCAGGUGCAGUAUUUGUUCUGAAUGGUAAUGUUCAGACCUGGAGGUGUUUCUGCUUAGUGACUCUGGGAUUAGAACGGUAUCGCAAUGGGAUUUCUCCUCUAAAGGUACUGCUGCACGAUUUGAAAAAAAUAAAAGUCUGUACUUGAUUGCAAGUGAUUCAGCAGUAUACCGUUAUUGACACACAUUUACGCAGUGCAAUUACCCUUUAGUUUAAGUGCUAUUUUCAUGUAGCUUUGCUCAGUUUGGGCACAUCUCCUUAUGGAAGUUUUCCAUGGAAACCUGUACCAAUCUGUAAGGAGAUCUUAUGGGAAUAAUUGUAGUGAAGUCGGGUCCAUGAAUGUCUGAAGCUAGCACUGGUUUUUCCUCUUGUUAUACUGGUUCAAUAAAGUCUUGGUAUAUUUUAUUAGACUUCCUGUGGUGCACAGUCACUCUGAUGCUAACAGAAAUCGCUAUUUAAACAGCUAUUUUUUCUAUUUUUAUGCAUCAUUAAAGGAGUGUUGAUCAAAGCUUUCAAAUCUAUUCAUUACUUAUUAUCUUUGCCCAACUAUGCCCAGCUUCUCAUUUAUAGAGUUGUCUUUGAAAUACCUUAAUCCAAAUUGAAGUACAAUAUCUUCCACAGAAGAAAAAGAGAACCAGUGAUAAUAUUGCUUGUGCUAAUAAGAGAUAAGAAAAUGUUUUUUGCAACCUUGGUUACUUGGCAUAAAAUUAAAAAAUGAAUUCAGAACACAA
Molecule: messenger RNA, 7583 nt
Organism: Acipenser ruthenus (sterlet)
Lineage: Eukaryota; Metazoa; Chordata; Actinopteri; Acipenseriformes; Acipenseridae
Product: matrix metalloproteinase-17-like
Exons: 10
Coding region: 491-2281 (596 amino acids)
Biological process (GO): extracellular matrix organization; proteolysis; collagen catabolic process
Cellular component (GO): extracellular matrix
Molecular function (GO): zinc ion binding; metalloendopeptidase activity
Source: RefSeq, a predicted model, not a curated record